AUGGAUCCUGGGAAGCUGUUCAUUGGAGGGAUUUCCUGGGAUACUAAUGAAGACCGACUCAGACAGUAUUUUCAGAGCUUUGGUGAUGUGGUUGAAGCUGUGAUUAUGAAGGAUCGUACCACGGGACGUGCGCGUGGUUUUGGAUUUGUUGUUUUUGCUGAUCCUUCUGUUGCCGAACGAGUUGUUGUUGAAAAACAUGUCAUAGAUGGUAGAACUGUUGAAGCAAAAAAAGCUGUCCCUAGAGAUGAUCAAAAUGUGUUUAGCAGAAGCAACAGCAGCAGUCACGGGUCGCCGGGUCCUACUCCUAUUCGCACAAAGAAGAUAUUUGUUGGAGGUCUAGCAUCCACAGUUACUGAGAGUGAUUUCAAGAAUUACUUUGAUCAAUUUGGAACAAUUACUGACGUUGUUGUGAUGUAUGACCAUAACACACAACGACCUAGAGGUUUUGGAUUCAUCACAUUUGAUUCUGAGGAAUCGGUCGAGAAAGUGCUGCAUAAAACUUUCCAUGAGCUUAACGGUAAAAUGGUUGAGGUUAAGAGGGCUGUCCCCAAGGAGUUAUCUCCCGGUCCAAGUAGAGGCCAGCUAGGUGGAUUUAGUUACGGUACUAUGAAUAGGGUUAGUAGUUUUUCUAAUGGUUUCGCACAGGGAUAUAAUCCAAACCUCAUUGGAGGACACGGACUUAGAAUAGACGGUAGAUUGAGCCCUGCUAAUGUCGGCCGUAAUGGAUAUACUCUUUUCAGUCCAAGUUAUGGGUCAGGACUCAACUUUGAGCCACCAUUGAAUGAAAAUGAAAACUUGUCUAACUUUGUCAUGGGACGGGCAUUGAGCUCUCCGUACAGUGCAAGUCCGAGCCGGUACAAUAAUGCCAUGGGGUAUGUUGGUUCAAAUGUUGGCAACAAUUCAAACAUAGGUUCAACAAAUCAGAGUUUGUGGAGUAACGGAAAUCUUAACUAUGCUAAUAACCCUGCAAACCCCGACUCUUUUCUAGGCUAUGGAAAUGAAAGUUCAAGUAUCGGUUCUUUUGGUAAUAUCGGAUCACUCUGGAGUACCUCUGUCGGUGGUACUAAUCAAGCUGGAACUAUCGGGUCUGGAUAUGGUAAGAGCAAUCUUAAUUAUAGGCUUGGAGAUGUGAUUUUAGGGUCAAAAGCCGUAGGUUAUGGAAAGAGUAGUGAAGGCAUUGUUGAAUCAGAUUCAUCAUAUGCUUUCUCAAAUGGCGGUUACGGCGAGGCAUACAAAAGUACUUAUGACGCUGCACCGUUUUAUCAAGACCAUACUUGGAAUUCAACAACUUCUGAACUAGAGGAUCCCGGUUCUCUUAGUUUUGGCCUUGAAAAUGCUGUUUCGGAUUUAAUGCGCAAAAGCUCUAGUGGUGGUCACGUUGGGGCAUAUGCUGUUGCUAAUAGACAAUCAAACAGAGGAAUUGCUGCUUAG
Lathyrus sativus (Indian pea) is the source of this 1431-nucleotide messenger RNA. NCBI's taxonomy places the organism in Eukaryota, Viridiplantae, Streptophyta, Magnoliopsida, Fabales, Fabaceae. The record is from the annotation of a GenBank genome assembly.